Hydra vulgaris (swiftwater hydra) is the source of this 1483-nucleotide messenger RNA. RefSeq lists its product as uncharacterized. Lineage: Eukaryota; Metazoa; Cnidaria; Hydrozoa; Anthoathecata; Hydridae. The record is from RefSeq and is a predicted model, not a curated record.
AUGAAACUUAUUAAUGGAAAAAAGUGCAAAAAAAGACCUCAAGUUGCAGCAUAUAAUGCGUUGGAAAAUCUUUAUGAUAUAUCUACCUGUAGAUGCAAUUUAGACAAAGUUCCCUGCUAUGAUGAUAGGGUCAAAUGCAAAUAUCUAACCUGCAAUAAUAAACAUUUAGUAUGUGUUUGUCCUCCAGAGUGCAAGAUUCCGCUGGAGGAACGAGAAUACAUCAAAGACCAAAGAUCAAGAAAUGGCACAAAAGGAAACAUUCAGUUAGGGCCAGUAGAUUGGAGCACUGUAAAAAAAGAAAAAAGAAGAGUAGGAAAGUGUUCUAAUGUUAAAGUACCCUCAUGUGAUAAUGGCGAAUCAUCUUUUGAUAUAAAUUUGGAGUCUGAUACAGAAUCAUCAUCAGAUUCAGAAUAUAAUGAGUCAAUUGCUAUUUCAACAUAUAAUUUAAGAAAGCUGGAUAACUUUGCUUUAGAGUGUGUUCGGUAUGCGGUAUCGAGUGAAGCUGCUGCAGCUCUUGGUAAUGGACUUUUAAAAGAUCUUGGAGUUAUUACUAAAACUGAUAAAACUGAUGUUUUAGAUAAAAGUAAAAUAGAUCGAGCUAAAAAAAGGGUUUGUCUUCAGUCUGUUGCUGAACACAAUACCAUAGUGCAAAAUCUAUCAUGUAUUGGAUGUGACAGUAAGGAUGAUAAAGGUAGCCUGGUUUAUAGAAGUAUGUUGUCAGAUAGUAUUAGCAAAAAAAAUAAAUUAAUAGAAAAGGUUUAUCAUCUAAGUUUUACAGUAGAAUCGGGAGAAAUAAAAGGUAGAUAUCUGACACACAAAGAUAUUUUAAAUGCCACAGGAGAAAAUUUAGCGCAGUCUACUUUUGAAGUGUUAAAACAAUACAACAGUGUUGAUUCUUUGUUAGGAAUUGUUUUUGACAAUACAAAUGUCAACACUGGAUAUACAACUGGCCUUUGUGCCAGCCUUGAAAGAAAACUUGGCAGAACAAUUCAUAAAACUGGCUGUGCACUUCAUAGCAACGAGUUACCUUUGCGCCAUAUUAUAGAACAGCUAGAUAGCGGUACAAACACUCCGCAAACAUUUUUUGGUGAAAUUGGAAAAGGUGGAGCACAAGACCUUCAUCAUAAACCCAUUGCCAAAUUCGAACCUGUUUUGACUUCUUUAGUUUUUCUAGAAAAUAGUGUGAUCAAUGAUAUAAGUUCUGAUCAUUUAUUCCAGUUAUUGCUGGAAUAUGUGUGUGGUAUAAGUUCAGGUGUUGUAAAUUCAGUUUACGCUCAUUAUAAAAUUGGUCCAGUUAAUCAUGCUAGGUAGCUGACAUUAGCAAUACGUAUUUUAGUUUUGUAUUCAAGAACAGAACAACCUACUCCUGUCCUUAAAGAGAUAGUAAAUUACAUACAGACAGAGUAUGGCCCCACAUGGUUUGCUAUUAAGAAAUCAAAGAACUUUACUGAAGGGCCAAAAAUUUUAUACACAACAUUAAAAA